GCAGUUGGCGUUGGCGAGACAAACCUCGCGGAGUGCGUGCGUGCGUGCGUGUGUGAGCAGUUGCAGAAUUCCGGUGAGCGAGAUGAAGGAGAAGAGCAAGAACGCGGCCCGCAGUCGACGGGAGAAGGAGAACGCCGAGUUCCUGGAGCUCGCGAAGCUGCUGCCCCUGCCGAGCGCCAUCACCAGUCAGCUGGACAAGGCGAGCAUCAUCCGCCUCACGACGAGCUACCUCAAGAUGAGGCACGUCUUCCCUGACGGUCUGGGCGACGCCUGGGGGGCAGAUCCGCCCCCCGCCAACACGCGGGAGUCGUGCAUCAAGGAGCUGGGUUCGCAUCUCCUGCAGACGCUGGACGGCUUCAUCUUCGUGGUGGCGCCGGACGGCAAGAUCAUGUACAUCUCGGAGACGGCGUCGGUGCACCUCGGCCUGUCCCAGGUGGAGCUGACGGGCAACAGCAUCUACGAGUACAUCCACCCGGCGGACCACGACGAGAUGACGUCAGUGCUGACCAGCCCCCAGCCGCUGUACCACCCGCAGCACCCGGAGUUCGAGGUGGAGCGCGCCUUUUUCUUACGCAUGAAGUGCGUUCUGGCGAAGCGCAACGCCGGACUCACCACGGGCGGCUACAAGGUUAUCCACUGCUCGGGCUACCUCAAGGUGAAGCAAUUCGCGCUGGACACCGCCCCCUUCGACUCGUGCCUGCAGAACGUGGGUCUGGUGGCCGUCGGCCACUCGCUGCCCCCCAGCGCCAUCACGGAAAUAAAGCUGCACUGCAACAUGUUCAUGUUCCGGGCCAGCCUCGACCUCAAGCUGAUCUUCCUGGACGCGCGGGUGGCCCAGCUGACGGGCUACGAGCCCCAGGACCUGAUCGAGAAGACGCUGUACCACUACAUCCACGGCUGCGACAUCCUCCACAUGAGGUUCUCGCACCACACGCUGCUGUUCAAGGGUCAGGUGACGACCAAGUACUUCCGCUUCCUGACCAAAGAUGGCGGCUGGGUGUGGAUGCAGAGCUACGCGACGAUCGUCCACAACAGCCGGUCGUCGCGGCCUCACUGCAUCGUCAGCGUCAACUACGUCUUGAGCGACGCGGAGGCCAAGGAUCUCGCGGGUUGUGACGCCGUGUGGUCCUCGGAUGGGGCCGUCGACUGCGUGGGCGGGGGUGGAGACGCCGAGUACCAGCGGCACGUGACGGUGACGCACGUUUUGAAACACCCGGUGAUGGAGCGACGCAGCGGGGGGCGGAUUUAA
Molecule: messenger RNA, 1249 nt
Organism: Zootermopsis nevadensis
Lineage: Eukaryota; Metazoa; Arthropoda; Insecta; Blattodea; Termopsidae
Product: single-minded homolog 1
Biological process (GO): regulation of transcription by RNA polymerase II
Cellular component (GO): cytoplasm; nucleus; transcription regulator complex
Molecular function (GO): DNA-binding transcription factor activity, RNA polymerase II-specific; RNA polymerase II transcription regulatory region sequence-specific DNA binding; protein dimerization activity
Source: RefSeq, a predicted model, not a curated record